This is a messenger RNA of Panthera uncia (snow leopard), 989 nucleotides long. RefSeq names its product density regulated re-initiation and release factor (gene DENR). Gene Ontology annotation, biological process: formation of translation preinitiation complex; translation reinitiation. The record is from RefSeq and is a predicted model, not a curated record. The transcript has 8 exons. NCBI's taxonomy places the organism in Eukaryota, Metazoa, Chordata, Mammalia, Carnivora, Felidae. The coding region runs from base 145 to 741 and encodes 198 amino acids. Gene Ontology annotation, molecular function: mRNA binding; translation initiation factor activity.
GCUUAUUGUCUCGCGGGACCGCGGCUGGCAGACGGGCUUUCAGGCGGCCCUGGCCGGGGAAGAGGAGUUGCAUGUGUCGCUUCAGCUGGCGGUAGUGGCGGGAGCGGAGGCGGCGGGGGUUGUGCGACCGCCUGGGUUUGUGAGAUGGCUGCUGAUAUUUCUGAAUCCGGUGGGCAUGAUUGCAAAGGAGAGCCGAGGGGCAAUACCAAGUUAGAUGCAGACUACCCACUUCGAGUCCUCUACUGUGGAGUCUGCUCAUUACCAACAGAGUACUGUGAAUAUAUGCCUGAUGUCGCUAAAUGUCGACAGUGGUUAGAGAAGAAUUUUCCAAAUGAGUUUGCAAAACUUACUGUAGAAAAUUCGCCCAAACAAGAAUCUGGAAUUAGUGAGGGUCAAGGCACAGCAGGGGAAGAAGAAGAGAAGAAAAAGCAGAAGAGAGGUGGAAGGGGUCAAAUAAAGCAAAAAAAGAAGACUGUACCACAAAAGGUUACGAUAGCCAAAAUUCCCAGAGCAAAGAAGAAAUAUGUAACAAGAGUAUGUGGCCUUGCAACUUUUGAAAUUGAUCUAAAAGAAGCACAAAGAUUUUUUGCUCAAAAAUUCUCCUGUGGUGCCUCAGUGACAGGAGAGGAUGAAAUCAUCAUUCAGGGAGACUUUACAGAUGACAUAGUUGAUGUCAUUCAGGAAAAAUGGCCAGAGGUGGAUGAUGAUAGCAUCGAAGAUCUUGGAGAAGUAAAGAAGUGAUUUUGAAAAUUUGUCUCUAUUUAAUGAUUUGAACUGAGAGUUGAUAUGGCCAAAGGGAGAGAGGCCUUUUAAAAAUAUAUAUAUUUAUCCUACAGUAAAACUGUAGACUACCCUCACCCUUGGCAUUUUCACUGUUCUGUAUAAGGCUGCUUGUUUUUUUUAUUGCCAAAGUCUAAUAAACAGGGGAGACUGUCAUGCUUAUGCAUGAAAUAGAAUUUAGUCAAAUAAAAAUUUUUGGUCAUUUGGUA